Messenger RNA from Brassica rapa (field mustard), 4675 nucleotides. Its product is annotated as cyclin-B2-2. Lineage: Eukaryota; Viridiplantae; Streptophyta; Magnoliopsida; Brassicales; Brassicaceae. The record is from RefSeq and is a predicted model, not a curated record.
UCCUAGUUUCCUUAUUUAAACGGAAAUCGAUAGUGUGAAUUUCGGUUCCCACAGAACUGGAAGAAACAAAUCUGGAACCCGCCGCUUCUCCCCAAACUGAAACUUUUUCUCUGGAAAGUAGCACAAAAUGCUUUAACAUCGUGUGAGAACCUACAAAGGAGGGGCCUCUUAACUAACACAGCUUGUACCCGAUGUGGAGAACCAGAGUCAAUCAAUCACAUCCUCUUCCAUUGCAACUUCGCAAAAGAAGUCUGGAGGAUAGGACCAUGGACCGAUGCUUUCUCAAUCACGACGGAGACGAUUUUCAAGCCUUCACUUUGCGCCUCGUAAUCAUGGAAGAUCCUUCCUCCUGUGGACGUGGUAGAAAAUUUAUUCCCUGGAUCUGUUGGCAUCUUUGGAUCUCAAGAAACAAGCUCAUGUUUGAUAAUCGAUUGGCGACCCCUCAAAAUGUUUUACUCCAAUCCAUAUGUGCGAUGAAGGAGUGGGAAGCGGGCCAAGCGGCCAACCCAAAUCGACCAACAACUACCCCAAUUUCGCCCCCGAUCUCGCAUCUACCACGACCUUCUUCAAUGAUCUCAAUCUCCACCACCGUCUGUCACACCGAUGCCUCCUAGAAAGCUGGAGCGGCGGGUCUGGCCUGGAUCUUCUCAGAUCAUGCGGGUACCGAAAGUUCCCAUAAAGCCAUCUCGCUUAAUCAUGUAUUUUGUCUGCUCAUGGCAGAAGCCUUGGCCAUCAGAGGAGCACUCCUGCAUGCAGCAUCUAUCAAAAUCACCCACAUCUGUUUUCGAUCAGAUUCUCAAGUGCUUAUUCAAGUAAUCUGUCAGAAGAAAUUGAUAAUGAAACUCUUCGUCGUUCUGUCUGAUAUCUGACUCUCUCCCGUUCUUCGCUGCUUCUCCUUUUGUUUCUUGUUGUUUCAAUUUCAUUUCUCGAACUGAAAAUGGGCAUGCUGACCAGCUCGCAAAAGUCUAACUUGCAUCCUCCUUUGUAAUCAAAUUUAUUGGGCCCCUUUGAUUACCUUAAUGAAUUUCUAUGUUGCACAAAAAAAAAGUUUUAGUCAUUUACAUGAAAAUUGUGAUUUUCUUUAACUAAUUGUUGUCCAAACAUAUAUAUCUACUAUAUUUGAAUACAAAUCUAUUAUAAUUCGUAUUGGCUCAGAAGUAUUACUAAAUUUAAGUAUGUUUGAGGGAAACAGAUUUAGAACAUUAACUAUAACCAUUAUGAUACAUAGACACCUUAACGAGACACAUGAAUUCACAAGUCACAAACAUCUCUAACGCCUAACGAAAGUACGAGACUUGUUUUUCGGCAACUGUUUCUCUUUUCCAGUGUGUUUUUUGAUCUGACCGGAGAUGGAGAUUGCAAUAAUCGUUGCACUAAAUAACAAAUUUUAAAUAUCCCUAUAUUAUAUGCAUGUGAGACAUCCGACAGUGACGUGACUUGUAAAGUCUUUUAUCAUCAUAUUAUUUAUUACUUAUUAUUACUCAAUGGUGAUAUUUAUUUGAUUACAUUCUAUAUAUUUUUCUAUUUAAAAUUUGAACACUGAUGUAUACUAGUAGACUACCAUCUACACUCGUAACGUAACUAUAGAUAUUUAGAUUUCAGUGUCAUAAGACUCAGAAAGGAGGCUUUUGAAAGUAUGUGAUGAUAUAUCCACAAAUACUAAUUGCCAUACCAUAUUGUACUAUCUACUGAAUUUUUUUUCUUGGUUUAUCUGUUAACCUGCGAAAAGUAUUAUAACCACUGUAUCAAUAAUUAAUUAAAGCUAGUUUAGUAAAUGCAGUGUAUCGAGUAAAAAGUGAUUUAGAGUUGCAUUAACAAACUAAUAAUUUACAGUUAAUGUCAACAUGUAGUCAUGUACACUAUAUGUGUUGAGGUGUAAAAGAAGUACUACUGAAAUAAUUAAUCUGAAUUAAUAUUAUACUAAAUGCAAUGCAUAUUGGUGUAAAUAUAUGUUAAUUGAAUUUCGCUAAUUUACUAGUUCUUUUCUAGAGUUAAUAUUCAAUAGCAGAUAUCUUCAAUUACUGAUGUUUUGUUAAACUAUUUUUUACUUUACCGCUUAAAACUUCUGGCAAAUAAACUUAUUUAUUUUCUAUCAACGCCAAUACACCAUUCAUAUACUUUUUUUGAAACUUACCAUUCAUAUACUUAUGACCAAAGAUUACCAAAUAUUCAAAAGAAUUCCAACAAAUCAGAAUAGAUCUCAAUUCAGAUUGGAUAGUCUUAAAAGCUUUUUCAUCCCUAACGUUUCCACCUUAAAAUGUUACAUUUAGAAACAGCCAAAGCAUGAAGAUUAUGUUUACAGACUAAUAGACUAUUGACAUAUCAAACACCUUUACUAUGGUAAAAUAUAUACUUGUUGGAAUUUCCAGGUUUAUAAAUAUGUAUGAAACAUAUGUUUGAAUAAUUAUUUUCAAGAGUAUCUAGACUGUAAUCCAACUUUAAUAGUUUUCUAAGAAAAUACAGAUACAAAAUAUCUAUAAUUUAAAUAUGUAAGAUACGUCAUUAUUACCCAUUGAAUAACAAAAUGGAAACCUAAUAACUUUCUACAUGAUAUCAUUUUAUGGAGAGUAGAAUUCAGAAUUCAAUUGAAAUGCCAUUGAUCAGAACUCGUCUAGCCUAAAUUUAAGAUAUCUCCAAAUUGAAUAUGAAAAUUUUCAACAAAACAAAAUGAAUGCUAAUUUACAAAUGGCAAAACACUUAUUACAGGGUCAGCAUAAUUCUCGGUAAGAAUAAUUCUACAGAUUACUGAGCUAAGAUUAAGAAUUUAAUAAUUGAAUAUGUUGACUUUAAGUGUGUUACAAAAGCCCCUAGGAGAGAGGCUAGUAGUGGCAACGAGCCUUCUUUGUCUGAAAAGGCAAAGAAAACAAAGAGGAAUAGUAGUUUCAAAAAAAAAAAAAAAAAAAACAAAGAGGAAUAAUAAAAUUUGAAAUAAGAGAGCCACAUCAUGUGCUUCUUCUCUAACCAAAAUAAAAAGUUACCGUUGGCUUAGACUCAGAGUUAGAAGCAAAUCGUUUCCUUCAUGAACCAACGGUCAUCUUAAUCACCUAGCCGUUGCUAUUUUCUUUAAUAAUAAUAAUAAGUUUUUUUUUUCUUCCUUUUAAAAUUUUAAUUUAUUUUAUUUCCUUUGAAUCCUUCUCUUAUAUCAUGGCUUCUCUCUGACUCGUCAGGAUCCAAUUGCAUCAGACGUGAACAGACAGAGAGAUCCUCUUCGUUUGAUGCUCUUCAUCUUUUUACUCUAGAGUUCUCUGUAGUGGGUUUUGAGCUUUCUUCUCAAAUCAAAUAUCAAACAUGGUUAAUCAAGAACCCAUUACAGCGAUUCUUCAAGAUGAAACGAGAAGAAGCACAAAAUUGGGUUUAGAGAUGAAAAGACAGAACAGGAGAGCAUUGUCUGUAAUUAACCAGAACCUCGUUGUUGCAAAAGCUUAUCCUUGCGUUGUUAACAAGAGAAGAGGCUUGUCUGAAUCUCAAGAAGAGACAAAGAAACUGAAACCAUCAGUUCCAAGCGGGAACGAGUUUGGUGAUUGUAUAUUCAUUGAUGAUGAAGACGAAGAGGAAGAGGAAGCAGCUACAUUGGACCAAUCUAUGCCAAUGUCAUUAGAGGAACCUUACAUAGAAUCUGAUCCAAUGGAGGAAGAAGUUGAGAUGGAGGAGGAGGAACAAGAACCAGUUUUAGAUAUUGAUGUAGACGAUGCACACAACCCUCUUGCAGUUAUUGAAUACGUCCAAGAUCUACACGAGUUCUACAGAAAAAACGAGAGGUUUAGUUGUGUUCCUCAAGAUUACAUGGCGCAACAGUAUGACAUAACAGAGAAAAUGAGAGCUAUACUUAUCGAUUGGCUCAUCGAGGUACAUGAUAAAUUCGAGCUAAUGAACGAGACAUUGUAUCUAACAGUGAACCUUAUAGAUAGAUUUUUAUCAAAGCAAGCUGUUGUAAGAAAGAAGCUUCAGCUUGUUGGUUUAGUUGCCUUGCUCUUAGCUUGCAAGUACGAAGAGGUUUCUGUACCUAUUGUUGAAGAUUUAGUUGUCAUCUCUGACAAAGCCUAUACCAGAAACGAUGUUUUAGAAAUGGAGAAGAUUAUGCUUAAUACUUUGCAAUUCAACAUGUCGUUACCGACACAAUACCCUUUCUUGAAGAGGUUCCUCAAGGCAGCUCAAUCAGACAAGAAGCUUGAGAUGUUGGCAUCGUUCCUGAUGGAGCUGGCUCUUGUGGACUACGAAAUGCUACGUUAUCCACCAUCGUUACUAGCAGCCAGUGCAGUGUACACAGCUAAAUGUACAAUCCAUGGCUUCAGCGAAUGGAACAGCACUUGUGAAUUCCACAGUCACUACUCUGAGGACCAACUCAGAGAAUGUAGUAGAAGAAUGGUGAGUCUGCAUCAGAAGGCAGCGACUGAUAAACUAACAGGAGUACGUAGAAAAUACAGCUCGUCUAAGUUCGGAUACAUAGCAACAAAGUAUGAAGCUGCUGCUGCACACUUUCUUCUUGUGUCAGAUUCUCCAAAGCUAUAGCAAGCAAGAGAGACCUGACAUUUUUCAUUCUUAAUUUUUAAUUACAAAAAGAAACAACAAUUAAAUAAAUUCAAUUCAAUUCUUACUCUGAAUUUGAUUUGUAAUUUGAACUCUUUUUUCCUUUAUUGAUAUCUCAGCAAUAAAAACUCUCUAAUUUUCUGAUAAA